Messenger RNA from Schizosaccharomyces osmophilus, 882 nucleotides. It is a transcript of the gene mug129, whose product is annotated as Schizosaccharomyces specific protein Mug129. NCBI's taxonomy places the organism in Eukaryota, Fungi, Ascomycota, Schizosaccharomycetes, Schizosaccharomycetales, Schizosaccharomycetaceae. The transcript has a single exon. The coding region runs from base 1 to 882 and encodes 293 amino acids. The record is from RefSeq and is a predicted model, not a curated record.
AUGCUAUGGGGGUUGUUGUACUGCUGCAACCGUUCAAAGCGUAGAGCUCAUCAAGGAGGAUUGUGUCUUAAAGAAGAUGAAAAACCAUUUUCUUUUCCGGACACCGUUAAAGAUCGAUCUAGUAAAAAUUCCCGUUCCAGUCUGAGCAUAGAAUGGACAACAGAAGCUCUUCAACAGUUCAUCUACCAGUAUUCAGCUCGACGAAAUUUAUCCAGUGAGCAAAGCUUGUCAUUGUCUUAUUUCUCUCAAUCCUAUACACAGCUGUUUAAGCACGUAUACUACAGCGACAGCCGAUCCAUGACAGAGGCAGAUGAAGCUCAGGCUAUUGUUACGUUUACCAUCGGUUCCUAUUUAUACAAAUGCACCAACCCAAAAUCCAUGUUUUGGAAACGCUUGAUUGAGCAUAUGGAAAACAUUGAGGACGAUGGCACAUGCACAGACCGUCAGAUAGAAUUUCGCAAGAAGGUUGCAUCUGCGCAGAUUGGUCAUCCGGCUUUUCAUUUCCUUCCUUUCCAAAAUAAACGAAGUUUUCACUACAUUUGGUCUCUUUUUGUUUCUUCAUACUUCAUGAAUGCUGCCUCUGUCGCUCCGUCCCCUCAACAAAUCGCUGCAGAUGAUAACGGACAACGAAAAACUAGAAGGUCUACACCGCGAGAAAUCAAAAUUAGAGAAGAUGUCGAUGUCAUAAGAGAAAAGUUCUCACAACUUCUCACUGAAUGUCCCGACGAAUUCUGUGAAAACUGGCUGCAGCGGAUAUACAUCACAUGUGUCCUUCCAAAAAAUCAUUAUAUUUAUAUUUUAGAUGAAAGUCUUGAUUUUUUAGAGUCCAUUGAAUCCAUGAAGCAGCAGAUAAUUCGUCGAAAAGCUGCGGCUCUUGGUUAA